AUGAAUAAAAAAGAUAAGCAGAAAGCUAUCUUAUAUGUGUGUAGGGUGAAUAAGGUGGGGUUUGGUGCUUUACUUGAAACUAGAGUUAAGCAUGAGAAGAUAGAUGAGAUGAUUCUUAAUAAUUUUCCUGGUUGGGACUUUUAUUCUAGUCCUGUUGUUUCAGGGCGUAUUCUGUUGAUUUGGCAUUCUAAUUUGAUGAAGGUGGAAGUGAUUAUAGAAGAUGCUCAGUUCUUACACUAUAAAGUCAAGAUCUAUGGGCAUUUAGAAGAAGUGUUUAUUACUGCUGUUUAUGGUAGUAAUUCCUUGAUGGAUAGGAAAGAGCUAUGGUAUAAAUUGGCUGGAAUAGGAAAGCUAAUGAAUCCUUGGUUAAUUUUUGGUGAUUUCAAUGCAAUGUUUAAUUUUCAAGAUAGGAGUGGUGGAAGGCUUGUCACUGCUAAAGACAUUGAGGAUGCGCAAUAUUGGCUUUCAUUAGGCCAAGUAGAUGAGUUUAAAAGUUCGGGUGCUUAUUAUACUUGGUCUAACAAGCAUGAUGUUGGGGAUCAUAUUUACUCCAAACUUGAUAGAGUUUUCACUAAUGAGUUGUGGAUAGAUGCUUUUCCCAAGUCUGAAGCCUGUUUCAAAUGGGACCCUUCUUCGGAUCAUAGCUACUGCAUUUCUUGUGCUUCGGACUGUGGAGAUCUUAAGAGUAUUGUGCUGAAACUUUUCAGAAUCAAGCAUAGUUUGAAGAAAUUUUAUAGAGAAGAGGUGGGAGAUGUUGUGUUAAGGUACAAAGAGGCUAAGGAGGCUUAUUGUAAGGCUCAAGGGGACUUGGCUAGUAAUCCAACAGAUUUGGUUUUGCAGCAGGCCGAACUGAAAAUGCAGCAGGAUUACUAUACAAUUCUGAAAAGUUAUACCAGCUGGCUUAAGCAACAAAGCAAGGUAACUUGGCUGAAUGAUGGUGAUGAAAACUCAAGAUAUUUCCAUGCGGUUAUGAAAAAAAGGAGAAUAGAGAAUCGAGUUACUACAUUUUCUGUGAAUGACCGUUCAGAAAAAGGGGAUGUGAAGAAAGCUCUUUUUGGGAUCCAUUCUAUCAAAAGUCCUGGUUUGGAUGGUUUUGGAUCGAGUUUCUUUAAAGGCCUUUGGGAAGAGAUAGGGGAUGAUGUCGCUAAGGCAGUGUUGGGUUUUUUUCAGGAAGGAAGACUCCCUUCUGAACUGAAGGAAACUGUGAUAUCGCUCAUUCCCAAAAAAGAGAACCCGGAAGAUGCAAAUGACUAUAGACCGAUCGCUUGCUGUAGCACUCUCUACAAAUGUAUUUCAAAGAUGAUUUGUACUAGAUUGGCUGAGGUCCUUCCUACUCUUGUGCAAAGCAACCAAGGAGCUUUUAUUAAGAAUAGACUGCUGGCUCAUAAUAUUCUUAUUUUUCAUGAUCUCCUAAAAGGUUAUACCAGGAAGAGUGUGUCUGCUAGGUGCUUCAUGAAGAUAGACCUAAGCAAAGCUUAUGAUAAUGUGGAUUGGCAAUUUGUGGAGGAUCUUUUAAAAGAGCUAUGCUUUCCUUCUCGAUUUAUUGGAUGGAUUUUAGUUUGUUUGCAAGGUACAAACUAUAAUUUGUUGAUGAAUGGUCGCCUUCAGGGUGCGUUCAAGGGUGAAAAAGGUCUUAGACAAGGGGAUCCUAUGUCCCCUCUUCUUUUCGUGUUGAUUAUGGAGUAUCUUACAAGGUUGUUGGCUAGAAACACUUGUAAGAAGGGCUUUGGCUUCCACCCUCUAUGUAAGUCGCUAAAGCUAACUAAUCUCUGUUUUGCUGAUGAUCUGAUUAUCUUUUGCAAAGGUAAUAUCAAAUCGGUGGAGAUGGUAAAUAGUGCUUUCAAGGAGUUUUGUGACACUACGGGUCUUUCAGCAAAUAAAUCGAAAUCCCUCAUCUACUUUGGAUGGGUGAAGGCUGAAAGUAAGAAGCAAAUAUUGGAUUUAGUUCAAAUGGAGGAGGGUUCUUUCCCUCUGAAAUAUUUGGGAGUGUACCUCAGACCUACAAAAUGGAAGGUUGCCGAUUGUGGGAUCAUCUUGGACAAGCUAAAUAAGAAGCUAAACAGUUGGGCUAGCAGGAAUCUAUCAUUUGCUGGUCGUGCUCAACUAAUUCACUCGGUGUUACUUGGAAUUAGAAAUUUUUGGAUGAGUUUGUUUAUUCUUCCUCAAAAGAUUACAGCAGCGAUAGACAAGAGUUGUAGAGAUUUUCUUUGGGGGGCAAAAGGUAACCGAAGCAAAUAUCAUCUUCCUGCUUGGGAGAAGGUUUGUCUCCCAAAAAAGUUUGGUGGAGUUGGCUUUAGGGAAGGAAAGAAGUGGAAUAUAGCUUUGAUGGCUAAGUUCUUUUGGGCCAUCUCGAGCAAGGAAGACAACCUUUGGGUUAAAUGGGUCAACUCCAUUUACCUUAAGGAGCAGAGUUUCUGGUCGUUAUCAGUGAAGCAGGAUAUGUGCUGGUAUUUUAAGAAGCUGUUGAAGCUUAGAGAGAUUGUAGAUAUGGAUAAGCUCCACCAAGCAGGGAGAGGAGGUAAAUUUUAUGUGAAAAAAUUCUACAACUCUUUACUGUCUGUUGAUAAAGUAGAAUAUGCUCAUACGGUUUGGCACAAGUUAAUUGUUCCAAAGCACAGAUUUAUAUUUUGGCAGGCAAUUAAUAGCCAGUUAUUAACUAGAGAUCAUUUGGGUAAAAUCAUGCCAAUCCCUUCUAGUUGCUGUCCUGUUUGUGAGAUUGAUGAUGAGACACACAGCCACCUCUUUAUGGAAUGCAUAUUUACUAGGAAGGUGUUUGGGGAGAUUGAAAACUGGUUGGGGUGUUACUUUUGGCCAAGGAACUUUAUUGAUCUUCAGGAGAGGUGCUCGAAGAAACUCCACGAUCUGAGGCAGCUUGUGAUUAAUGCUGUUCUGGCAGCUACAAUCUAUAUGUUGUGGAAGAAUAGGAAUAGGUGUAUUUUUUAUUGUAUGAGUAGCACUAUUAUGGCUAUUAGUAGAGAGAUUAAAAGCAUUGUUAAGAUUAGAGUGUUGGGUAGUAAUAACACUAGAGUUAAAAGGGUGGAUCAUUAUGUAUUGAAUCUCAUUGAAAGCUGGUAG
Humulus lupulus (European hop) is the source of this 3075-nucleotide messenger RNA. RefSeq lists its product as uncharacterized. Bases 1 to 3075 code for a protein of 1024 amino acids. Lineage: Eukaryota; Viridiplantae; Streptophyta; Magnoliopsida; Rosales; Cannabaceae. The record is from RefSeq and is a predicted model, not a curated record. The transcript is spliced from 3 exons.